AUGACGACGACCCCGGCCGCUCUGUAUUCCUGUUCGAUCCUCUCAGCUAAUCAUAGACUUGAUCGCUUCGGCCCAAUCUCUCUGCCGUACUAUGUCCGCAGCGUCUCCGCCGCCUCUGUUUCCCUCUCUGUCUCAGUGUCUCGGCGUUCUGUUUUUAAUGACUGCUGCGCAAGUGAUGGCGUGUGGUAUGAUGUGGUUUGGGAAUGCUCGCGUUCCCCAAACAACCAGGCCUAUCGCUGCAAAUGGGGUAGUCUCACCUCCCUCCUGCGAAUUCUACCUGGACCUUCUCCUUCUUUUUGUCAUCUGAUGAAACCCGUAUCCGUCCUAAUUUGUGUUAGCGCCGCUCGCCAUCUUUGCCAAAUGGAGCGACGAGCUCCCCCUCUCACCUUCGCUGACCAGACGAAGCAGCCAAACCUAGCAGCAGCAGCCACAAGUAAAGCCAUCAGCUCCCAGUCUUGUUGCCGACUUCAGCAGCAGCAGCUUGCCGACCCAACUUCAGUCUCAGCAGCAUCAGCAGCGGGCCGACCCAACUUCAGUAGCAGCAGCAGCUACAUGAUAUGCGAUAAACUGCGUUCUUACACGACUGUCAUACCUAGGACGAACAGACUACAGCAGUGCCGUCCGUGUCGACCCUCUCUCUUCUUAAGCGCCGACGUGCUCUUUACAAAAGGGCUGACAUACGGGGAUCGACUGGACCUCGAUCACCGCUGUUCCAUCCGCCUACCUCCGAGCUGUCCCCUUGAAACCUGGAAAAGCUCCUUCAACUGA
Molecule: messenger RNA, 768 nt
Organism: Acanthosepion pharaonis
Lineage: Eukaryota; Metazoa; Mollusca; Cephalopoda; Sepiida; Sepiidae
Source: the annotation of a GenBank genome assembly